AGAAGGCCGCUCGGGCGGCUUCAGCUUAGCUGGUUUCUCCGCGCUGGUGGGCUCGCGGCCGGCGGGCCGGCCCCUCCGCCGCAGCCGCCAUGUCCAUGAAGGGCCGCUUCCCGAUACGCCGCACCCUGCAGUACCUGGGCCAGGGGGACGUAGUGUUCAAGGAGUCGGUGAAGGUCAUGACGGUGAACUACAACACGCACGGGGAGCUGGGCGAGGGCGCCAGGAAAUUUGUGUUUUUCAACAUACCUCAGAUCCAGUACAAGAACCCCUGGGUACAGAUCAUGAUGUUUAAGAACAUGACGCCAACACCCUUCCUGCGGUUCUAUUUAG
Kogia breviceps (pygmy sperm whale) is the source of this 330-nucleotide messenger RNA. RefSeq names its product small ribosomal subunit protein mS25. Gene Ontology annotation, molecular function: structural constituent of ribosome. Gene Ontology annotation, cellular component: mitochondrion. Lineage: Eukaryota; Metazoa; Chordata; Mammalia; Artiodactyla; Physeteridae. The record is from RefSeq and is a predicted model, not a curated record.